Molecule: messenger RNA, 507 nt
Organism: Eutrema salsugineum
Lineage: Eukaryota; Viridiplantae; Streptophyta; Magnoliopsida; Brassicales; Brassicaceae
Exons: 1
Coding region: 1-507 (168 amino acids)
Source: RefSeq, a predicted model, not a curated record
AUGGCUUCCUCAUCAAACAACAAUUUUUAUGAAAAUUCUCUUGAUGAUACUUUUGAUGAAUUUGACCAAACGAUUGAGAAUGUGUUUGAAACCGCGGUUGAUGCCGCUUUGGAGUAUCAAGCACCAACAAAAGCAAAGAAGAAACGUGCCUACAUUGAAAGACAACGUGAAAUAGGCGACCAACAGUUGUGGAACGACUACUUCCGUGAAGAUGCAACAUAUCCGCCACAUAUUUUCAGACGCCGUUUUAGGAUGAACAAACCGCUUUUCAUGCAUAUUGUCGAGCGACUUUCCGAAGAAGUUUCUUUUUUCCAAAAAAAAAGAGAUGCUACUGGAAGGUACGGUCUAUCUGCAAUACAAAAAUGUACGGCAGCAAUUCGGAUUUUGGCGUAUGGUUAUGCUUCUGAUGCAGUUGACGAAUACCUACGCCUUGGAGAAACAACUGCACUUAGGUGUUUGGAAAAUUUGUUGAAGGGAUCAUCAAUGUAUUCGGGAAAGAAUAUCUAA